CUCUCUUCCGCGCCGCCAUGGGAGCUCGACAGAGUUGCACAAAGGCCUGCUCCAACUGCGCAGCAGACUGCACUCGACCUGGGCAAGGCGGCGAUGACUUUGAUGAUGACCGACCUGGUGGAGACCCAGCAGGGGCCACCUUCGAGGAAACCUUGGAGGACCUAAACAGCCUGGAUCGACAUCUCAUGCUCUUUUGUGCCUCAUCGAACUUGGCUGCAGUGCGAUGGCUCAUGCAACUAGGGGCCCAUUGGGAUGCCUGUGAUGCGAAUGGCACCAGCUGUUUGCACGUGGCUUGCCGCUCCGGCACUUUGGCCAUCGUGAGAGAGAUGAUGGAGCACCAGCAGCUCCUAGAGGCCAUUGACAUGGCUGGCUGGGCACCGCUUCAUAUAGCGGUCCACGUUGGCCGAAGAGAAGUCGUCAUCAGACUGCUGCAGGCUGGUGCCAAGCUCACCCAAAGGAACGGCAAGGGGCAGGUGCCAACUGACCUUUGCGCUGACAAUGGUACAUAUGAGGCCAUCCGUUCCUAUGAGAUGCAUCAGAGAGAGUCACCGCACGAUGCUUGGGAAUUCCCCUUGGACUCGAACCAAGCUGAGGACAUUGUAGGCAGCCGCCUGCAGUAUGAGCCCUUCUUUGUGCCGAGACAACCUGUUAUCCGGUCACAGCAGUUCAAGAAGGAAUUUCAACGCAUUGGCACUCUGAUUUUCAACCGCCAGCCCGGCUUUGGCUUAGCUUUCCUGGUGGCUAGCGGCGUGGCACGUGAUUACCCCGUCGAUAUGUCCACAUUUUUGCGACGGAGCAAAGUUGACAUCAAACAGGUCGGCAACUUCUUAGGAGAGGCCUUCUCGCUUUCGCACACGAUCCGCCUGGAGUUUCUGAAUUCGGUGGUUCUGCAAAACACUGGUGUGGUCUCUGCACUGAUCCAGGUCUUCCAUAUGCUUCAGUUGCCAGACGAUUUGCAAAAGAUCAAUCGCCUGGUUCAUGGGGUAGCUCGAAUCUGGUGGAGGCAGCACGAGAGGAUGCAACGGGAAUCAUCUGGAGUGGUGCCUGCACGCCAGAAGCAAGGUUCAGAGAAUGGCUCAAUGCAGCUUCAUCUGACGCAGGAGCUGUGUGGCCUGGAGCUGAAACAAUACCUGUCUGGCUCAGAUGUAUUGCACCAGCUCAUGUUCUCCACUGUGCUGCUUCAUUGGUAUCUUUAUCGAGAUGGCCCGAAUGCUGCCAAGAAGGAGAUGGACUUUGCCACCUGGCAGCGGCUGAAUCGCGGCAUCGAGACGAAUGGGACCAAUGUGCCCGACCACGUGCAGCAGCAGGUCUACACUUUGGUGAACAAGGCCUUCAUUCCAGAGCUUGCAGUUGCAUCGGCGCAGAGAAAAGGUGAAGGGGGUCCAGAUGAAGGUGGUGGUCCGGGGGAGAUCGCGGCAGAGAGGCCAACAGCGCCACUACUGGCGCCCUUUGCGGCAGCCGAAGGCUGGGCACAAAUCGUUGGGGGUGGCUUCCCAAAGCCCAGUGGAGCCGCGGGAGUUCAAACUGUGACUUACUCGCAUGUCUCCAGUAUUUUCAGUGAAGUGACCCACGGAAACUCAGGCAUCGUCCGGAGUCCCCUGGCCGCGGGCACCGACUUGAAGAAGUCGGAGGCACCGAACCGGAUGGCAAAAAGGGAUGACUUUGCUUGGUUGUCAGUGGUUUACACGCUCUUGUUCUUUGCUGCUCACCCACAGAUGGGCGCUCCGUACGCGUUCAUCGAACUGCGGAGGGUUUGCAUCUCGCAUAUGGAUGAAGGCAACCAAGAGCUAACUUUGGUGGGUACCCUGGACCCGGAAGAACCCGACACAGCAGACUUCACGGUGGCACGGCGGGAUCCCAAUGGGUUCUGGCCUGAGAUUGAGUUCGGGCAACGGUAA
Messenger RNA from Cladocopium goreaui, 1898 nucleotides. NCBI's taxonomy places the organism in Eukaryota, Dinophyceae, Suessiales, Symbiodiniaceae. The record is from the annotation of a GenBank genome assembly.